Dreissena polymorpha is the source of this 3068-nucleotide messenger RNA. RefSeq lists its product as uncharacterized. Gene Ontology annotation, molecular function: protein binding. The transcript is spliced from 7 exons. Bases 283 to 2493 code for a protein of 736 amino acids. The record is from RefSeq and is a predicted model, not a curated record. Lineage: Eukaryota; Metazoa; Mollusca; Bivalvia; Myida; Dreissenidae.
CUUUCUAUAGAUAAAUCAAACCGAGCGAAUACCUUGAAAAAUACAUACCCACCGCGUGUGUUUGAUUUGGCUGAUUUUUUUAUUAAUUAAACAAAACUGAAUAUCGCAGUAGGUACAUGAGGCUUUUGUUGUGACCCUUUCACACACGAAUGCGUUUUCUCCAUGGAUUAAGUCAGUUCGUCUUAAAGCAGACAUCUAAUGGGUGCGAUUUCCAACGACUUUAGAUAAGCCGUCGUCUACGUUGUCCACUUCUAAGCUAAGUCUUCCAGUAUAUGUGAAACCAUGUCGUCCGACGACGCCGACGACGAGUGCGAGAGCCCGUCGCCGGCUGCCCUGCCCUGGGUGGACCCCCGCUCCAUCCGAUUCACCGUCUUCGUGGUCCUCCCCUCGGAGGAAGUGCGCACGCUCCGAGACCUUCCGUCUGGUAUCACUCUCCUCGAGAUAAAGGACAAACUUGAACUUGAAGCCGGCCUUCCCAGUCAAAUCUACAGCGUCACGUACCCGGAUGGAGAGGAACUACUUCCUGACCAGAAGCUCGUCGUCAAGGAAAACAUCCUGCAUGGUUACGUGCUAAAGUUGCGUAUCCUUGAAACGUGGGUGUCGUUGUACAAGGCGGUAUAUCACAACCAGAUCGAGCAGGUGUACCAUAGCGGUGGCGUCCACCUAAAGGGCAACAUCGUAAUAAGCCCCGAUGAGGCGGGGCGGUACGAAGGCGUCGUGCGGGAACGGGGCGCUGUGGCGCUGUACAUGGCAGCGUACAUGGGAAUGCAACGUAUGGUCAGCAUGCUACUCUCUGUUGGUGUUGACCCCAAUUCCACCACAAUCUUCGGUAGGACCCCACUUCAUGCGGCCGUUGCCAAGGAUAUGGUGGUCAUCAUGGACCACCUAGUGGACAAAGGUGCUGUUAUCCAUCGACCGGACUGUCACGGCGAUUCUCCACUAAAAAUUGCUCAGAAAAUGAACGCAGUUUUGUGCUUCCGUAGAAUUCGCUUAAUGCAACUGAAUCUAAGAGGAAACUCAUGUGUUGCGGGAAAGAAAGGACAAAAUCGCGCAAAAUCGUAUACAAAAGAGUCGUUUUGGGCGCACUCGAGCACGUCAACGGCAGUAAAUAAGUCCGAUGUGUCGAAACAUGCCAUUCGGAAACAGUUAUCAAAAAGCGCUCCAAGUCUAGAAGUCAGAAAGUCAAACCCACGUUCUGCACGGGAUGUGAGAACAAAUUCGUCUCUAAGCAAUGCGACUACUGGUAAGAUAAAGCGUGGCUAUAACGUUAAAUGGAGCGACACCGCAUUCCAGCAUCCGCACACCAGGGUAACUGAAGCCAAAGUGGACGAUGUUGUUAAAGUGCAACCUGUAACGUUAGCGUUACCAAAGACAAUUGUUAAAUUUUCAACAGUUCAAAAUUCAGCGAAAGACGAAAAGGCUGAAAAAGUAACGAAAGAGACACCACUCAAAGCAUCUGACAGUGGGAAAGAAGAGUCAAAAGAUAUCACUCGGGCAAUGAAAUUCACAAAGGAAAGAUUAAAUUACUUCAGCAAAAUGUCGAAGCCUGAACGUGAGUAUGUUCCAAUGGCAGAACGCGAAAAGAGAAAGAAACCUACUUUAGAAUCAAGUAAAGAAGUUACUGAAGCCUUUAAAAAGUGGCUAGAAAGAAAGGAAGAAGAGGAGGAAAUUGCACAUGAAAGCGAAGAUGAAGAACAGGUCCAGGAGUUCAACGAAAGUGACUCUGAAGCUGACAGAUUUUAUGAUUUUAAUAAGAAGGUGCGAAAGAUGAAUAGAAACAAUAGUGCAAAGAGUUUGACACCCGGCAAUCGACCGAUCAUGACAAUAAUGCAGUUUGCAAGCACAACUGAAGGAGACGGCACUAAUCCGCCUCCAGAGUAUCAUAUGCGAGCUUACAGCGAAUGGAGAACCAAGCGAAGGGGGUUUAUGGAACAUUUGCCGAGGAUGAGAACGUCGAAAGAUCUGGAGUUGGAAAAGAGACGACUGGAGGAGAAACGGCAAAAGUUGUUAAUGAACGCGAUUUCCUACGAAGAAUGGAUGGACCACACCGAGGAACGGAAGUUUCUGAUCCGGCAGAUUUUGAAAGCAGAUUUAGAUGAAAUUCGUAAGCUUGAGGAAGCAAAGCAUCAUGAUAGACAAAAGAUGUACUCUUACGAUCUCUGGAAAGAGAAAUUAAAAUCGAGAGAACAAGAAGACAGAAAACGAAAAGAAUUUCAGAAAAUGUACGACAAAGAGAGGUUGAGAGAGAGGGAUGAACAACGAAGUGCUAAAGCUGUAUCAUUCGAUGUGUGGCUCAGAAAAAGCAGAAAUAGUAUGUCCAAGGAAAAAGAGAGUGAGCAAAGACUACGUGUAAAUGGCCAAUUACAUGUCACCAGCAAGCAUGAUCUAGAAUCUUUAUAUAAUGAGACGGAGAACGUAAGAGAAAUCGAUGUAAAGGCUUCCAGUGAACCAUCGUCGUUUACAGAAUCUAGAACAAGAAUUAUAUCCACAUAAAAUGGUGUAUUGUAAUUUAAUAUUGUAUUCAAUAUAAUACAAUAAUAACUCCGUUAGUAGUUUUCAAUAAUUACUUUGUCAUGAAUUUGUUUUAUAUUUUAUUGUUUUGGAUCUAAUCGUGGCUGUCUGUUACUUUUAUAAUUUGAUGUAAAGCAGUAUUUUAUGGUGUUUGAGUAGUUUUAUGUUUGAGAAACGUCAUAUUACUUUGUUCGAUAAAUGGAGAGUUUAGACUUCUAAAAUUCAUCGAUCAGUUAUGUAUAAAUUCAUAGACUUGAGCCUUGAAUGUUGUGCGUAACCUAAAUCCCUAUUUUUCUAGCAGGCGCAAAUGUUUGCAAAUUCGGUAUAAUAAAAGGUGGCCUUCAAAACAUAUACAAUCGGUAAUUUCGAAAUUUAACACACACUUCGCAUUUGUUGGCGAAUGAUUAGUUGUUUUAUUAUGUCGUAUUUCUGUCUGGAUGGUGUCAAACACAAGAUGCUAGACAUCGGAUAUGUUUUGUAUGACGCCUGAAAGCGUUGAGGUGGCGAAAUUAGCUAUAAACCACUCAAGUGACUAUUAAACAGAUUUACAUUGUAUA